UCGUUAUAACAACGUGCAUGACAAAAGUGGCCAAUCUUAAAAUUGUCUUUCGUUUAUUGUUGCCUUCCAAAAGUCUUGAGGUGUGUGCAAAUAGAUAGGAAUCAACAAAAAAGGAAAUCACGGAUAAAAAGAAAACUUUGUUGCAGGACAAUGAGAUCAACUUCUACAAGAACAAUUUACCUAAGACCAACACAUUUUUCUCAUUUGUGAGCUGGUUUUGAGAGCCAAAACGGAGUGCAGACGUCGGUUACCAUGGCGAUUAUGUUACUUCUGUUGUUGCUGCACGCAACGCUAAGUUUUGCUGGUACAACAACGGAACAGGAUCGCCAGUUGUACGUCAAUGGCGACUUGAAGCAGGUGUCUCAGCCACUACCAGUCGUGGUUCAAACCGACAGCACCAGCAGUGGAGAUAGUGAACGGCAUUUCUGGCACUGGAUACACAAACAACAAAAGCAAUCGGAGAUACGCCAUCAGAAAAGCAGACGAUCCAGAAGGUGGAAAGAAGUGGCAAACGGAGAAGAAGACGAUAUUAACCAUCCAGCCAUGUUGGAGAAAGAUGAAAUGACCCAUUCCCCGCCGAUGUUAGAAAAUCGAUCUACUCACGACGAUGAAAGUCAUGACGAAGAGGCACAUAACGGCAUUCAUGUGGCUAGUUGGCGGUGGGACGAAAUUGGAAUCUACAUCACGUUCACCACUUUCAUCAUUGUGGCCGGUUUGGCCAAAGUGGCUUUUCAUCACGCACAUGUCAUCUCUUCAAGAAUCCCCGAGUCGUGCUUGCUGAUUCUUCUCGGGACAGCUGUCGGCGGAAUUCUCUAUGCUGCCGGAGUUGGCUUGUGUGAAGGAGUGAGGGGCGCAACUCGAAUCCCAGGCUGUAACCCAGUUUCCAAUUCGGACAGCGACGAAGCUUUCAGGUUCCCAACAUUCACGCCAAAACUCUUCUUCUUGAUUCUACUACCACCUAUCAUUCUGGAGUCGUCCUAUUCGCUGUACGACCGAGCCUUUGCCGACAAUAUUGGGACUGUCCUCUUCUACGCGGUGAUUGGCACCAUCUUUAAUACCUUCCUAAUUGGAUUCUCGUUACUCGGACUGGUGACCAUUGGUUGGAUCGGAGCUGUCCGCGUACCCGAAGAAAGUAAUGUUGAGUGGUGGGCGGGUCCGUUUUACACGUUACAGGCCACCGACUGCCUGGUCUUUUCGUCUCUCAUCUCAGCCGUUGAUCCCGUGGCUGUUCUGGCCAUUUUUCAAGAAGUUGGCAUCAAUAAAGAUCUUUACUUCCUCGUCUUUGGCGAGUCCUUGCUUAACGAUGCUGUGACCGUCGUCCUCUAUUCGAUGAUGGUGGCCUUCGCUCAAAUGGAAGGCAAUGUCGCUGGAGGACAGUACGCCCUCGGCAUCGUCUCUUUCUUCACCAUAAGUCUUGGCGGACUUGGUAUCGGCAUUCUCUGCGGACUGCUGACGGCGCUCAUUACCCGUACCACGUCUGAAGUUCGGGUUGUUGAACCUUUGGCUGUACUAGGAAUGGCCUAUUUCUCUUACCUAUGCGCAGAAUUGUUCCAUUUUUCGGGUAUCAUCAGCUGUAUCGGAUGCGGCCUUGUUCAAGCCCAUUACGCCUUCGCGAAUGUCUCGCACAAAUCUUACACGACCGUCAAGUAUUUCAUCAAAAUGCUCAGCUCUACCAGCGACGCCAUCAUCUUCCUAUUUUUGGGCAUGGUGCUGGUCAAUGACGUUCACGAAUGGCACACUGGUUUUGUCCUAUGGACUCUCCUUUUGUGCCUCGUUGUCCGAUUCUUCGGCGUGUUUAUCCUGACUGCCAUUGCCAAUCGAUUCCGGCUCAAGCCAGUCAACUUGCAAGAGCAAUUUAUCAUGGCUUACGGAGGAUUGCGAGGAGCUGUCAGCUUCUCUUUGGUGGAGAUGCUUCUGCCUAGCGUCAUCAAACCACGUCAGAUGUUUGUCACAACCACGUUAGCUGUUAUUCUCUUUACUGUCUUCAUACAAGGCGGGACCAUUAAGCUCUUCGUACGGCUUCUUCACAUUCAAAAAGAUAGCAAAACUGUCAAGUAUCUAAUGAACGAAAUGAAUGAAACGAUGUUUGAUCACUUGUGCGCCGGAAUUGAGGAGAUCUGUGGUCAUCGUGGCAAUAAUUUUUUCAGGGAGAAAAUUGAGCACAUUGACGAGUUAUAUCUGCGACCUAUCUUCACGCGGAGCACGGACAAGAACAGUUUACAGCGCUUGUUCGAAAAGUUGACUCUAUCGGAACAUGCGGCAAACAUGUACGCUGGAACUGGUGAACAUACAGGUUUUACUCCGAUUGCCAGUACGGCCAAAAUUGAGGAACCAGCAGAGGAGGUUGCUCCGGCGGAGAAAGGACCAACACCUCCUUUGCCAAUUAGUGGAGAUGGAGAAGUUUCGCCGUUACUGGUUCAGUCGCCAUUACCUGGUCAAGUAGCGAACCAAUUCAAAAAGCCAAUGAGAGGUAAAUACCCGUUGGUGCGGCAAAGCAGCGCACCACCCGGCAGCAUGCUGCCUGCUCGGUCUUCCACCCUAGGGUUUUACAAUCCGAUGCGGCCCUACAACGAAAACGUGCCCGGAUUGCCAGAGUUCCCUGAUGUUCAGUUGCGCAUUAAGGGCAUUAAGGGAAGACAAUCAAGACCGAACAGCGGUGAAUCGACCAACAGCGGUUCCCUCGAUCCAGAUGCGACUGCUCACGCAUUCCGCAAAGCUCUUCGCACUACUAGCAGUAAUCAAUACAAACGCGUCUACCAGAAACACAAUCGAAAUCUGAUUGGAGAUGACGAUUUACCAGAAAUCGAAAUGGCUUUACGACGACGAUUAUCUAGCGUGUCGAGCCCUAUGCCAACUGGAGGACGUUUCCCCCAGGCAGUUUCUUCCGUUUUCAAUUCCCCGCUGUCCAGCCCAGAAUCACCGAAUUCACCAAAGUCAAUAAGCAACGCCGGUGGCAACCCAACGUCGAGUUUCGACAGCGGAACCUGUUUUCCAUUCUCAGUGAGUGGAGAGACAGCAGUGCGGCCGCAAGGGGCCAGAAGGGAGAACCGACGAUCCACAUCGCCGACCAGAAAUAGCCAACAACAGCCGUCCGAAUAUGCCAUUGAAAACGAAAGGUCCUCAGUCAGUGGCUUAAGCAAGCGACCGAGAUUAGAAAAUCUGAGGCCUUCGGGCUUUGCUCCAUUGCGAGUCAUCGCCGAGCGCGAUGGAGAGCACAGUGCGUCCAGUUUGAAGAUCCAGGACAUUGAAAAUGGCGAAGACGGACAUCCUCUAGAUACGAGCAAAAGUAGCCGUCCUGAUCGACCGGGUGCUAGCAGAGAAACCGGAGUGUAGGACUAUAAUUUGUCUUUCCAAAUGGGAUUUCACGCGUUGAAAAAUCAAUAAUACGAUAUAAAAUAUCUACAAACUCUUCCUUAUUGAUAUGCCAUUUUAUGAAGUGCAUUUAUUUUUUAGGUCUAGGUAUUAGAGCCGUCUACGCCAAUAAAAGAAAUUUUACAGUAUAUACAAGUUUUUCACGGUACACUUGUAUCGAGGUAAUCUUAUCUUGUUCAUUAUACGGUUGACAUUACUGCACUUUUUGGGCUGGUGGGAUAAAAGACACCGCCGAUACAGCACAUCACGUUGAAUUUUUGGUUAUGAAAGAUACUUAUGGUUAUACGGUUUAUUUUGUUAUGUUUGUUUUUUUUCUAUAUGAAACAGCGCCAUACCAGGAACAUGCCUCACCACCGUUAUUUGAUUUUCCUGUAAAUUGCAUUAUGGUUGUUAAUUCUUUUCUAGAGAAUAAAUAAUCCAGUGAGAUGACGUCGAAAAUAAACAGUCGUCAUAUCAGGAG
Molecule: messenger RNA, 3832 nt
Organism: Daphnia magna
Lineage: Eukaryota; Metazoa; Arthropoda; Branchiopoda; Diplostraca; Daphniidae
Product: Na(+)/H(+) exchanger protein 7
Biological process (GO): regulation of pH; proton transmembrane transport; sodium ion transport
Cellular component (GO): membrane
Molecular function (GO): sodium:proton antiporter activity
Source: RefSeq, a predicted model, not a curated record